Molecule: messenger RNA, 1606 nt
Organism: Prinia subflava (tawny-flanked prinia)
Lineage: Eukaryota; Metazoa; Chordata; Aves; Passeriformes; Cisticolidae
Gene: ZPR1
Product: ZPR1 zinc finger
Exons: 14
Coding region: 38-1378 (446 amino acids)
Cellular component (GO): nucleus; cytoplasm
Molecular function (GO): zinc ion binding
Source: RefSeq, a predicted model, not a curated record
GUCAUCGCCGCGCGCCGCCGCGGGCCGCGCCGCCAUCAUGUCGGCGCUGGGGGCCAUGGAGGCGGCGGCGCCCGCGGGGUCUCUGUUCCGGCCCCUCAGCGCCGAGGACGGCGAGCAGCAGCCGGCAGAGAUCGAGUCCCUGUGCAUGAAUUGCUUCCGCAACGGCGUGACGCGGCUCCUGCUCACCAGGAUCCCCUUCUUCAAAGAGAUCAUCGUCAGCUCCUUCUCCUGCGACAGCUGCUGCUGGUCCAACACGGAGAUCCAGUCAGCGGGCAGGAUCCAGGAGCAGGGCGUGCGCUACACCCUGGCCGUCACCUCCCGCCAGGACAUGAACAGGGAGGUGGUGAAGACCGACUGUGCCUCGGCUCGAAUUCCAGAGCUGGACUUUGAGAUCCCUGCCUUCAGCCAGAAGGGAGUGCUCACCACCAUCGAGGGGAUCAUUGACAGAGCUGUGGCAGGCCUGGAGCAGGACCAGCCCGCCCGCAGGGUGACAGACAAAGAGGUGGCAAGGAAAAUAGACGAGUUCAUCGGUAAACUGAGGCAGCUGAAGGAAGUCCAUUCCCCCUUCACCUUUAUCCUGGAUGAUCCCUCUGGGAACAGCUUUGUGGAGAACCCGCACGCGCCGCAGAGGGACGAGGCCCUGGCGGUCACUCACUACAGGAGGAGCCCCCAGCAGUGUGCCCUGCUGGGACUGGAGGGGGAGGAGGUGGAUGCGAAGCCACCGGACGCUGCCGAGGACCUGAGGGACGAGGUGCUGCAGUUCAACACCAACUGCCCCGAGUGCAACGCCCCGGCCAGCACCAACAUGAAGUUAGUGCAAAUCCCUCACUUUAAGGAAGUGAUUAUCAUGGCCACCAACUGCGACUCCUGUGGGCACAGGACCAAUGAGGUGAAGUCUGGAGGAGCCAUCGAACCGCAAGGCACCAGGAUCACCCUCCGGAUUACGGACCCUUCCGACAUGACCAGGGACAUCCUGAAGUCAGAGACGUGCAGUGUGGAGAUCCCCGAGCUGGAGUUCGAGCUGGGCAUGGGAGCGCUGGGGGGGAAGUUCACCACGCUGGAGGGGCUGCUGAAGGACAUCCGGGACCUGGUGGAGAAGAAUCCCUUCACUCUGGGGGACAGCUCCACACCCAGCAGGACAGGGAAGCUGCAGGAGUUCAUUGGGAAGCUGCAGGACAUCAUAGAGGGGAAGGCCCAGGCUCACUUCAUCAUGGAUGACCCUGCAGGCAACAGUUACCUUCAGAACGUGUACGCCCCCGAAGAGGACCCGGAGCUGAGCGUGCAGCGCUACGAGCGCACCUUUGAGCAGAACGAGGAGCUGGGCCUGAACGACAUGAGAACAGAGGGCUACGAGGCAGAGGCGGCCCCGGGCCGGUAGCGAGGGCCACCCCAGCCCUCCCACCCCCCUUCCCAGCUGCUCCAGGGACCAGGACUUGUGUGGGGCCAGCACUCUCCUCCCCUUCCUGGGGCCAGGGGAGCUGUUCCAGCCCGAAGGCAGCGGGGCUGGGCCUGGGGGCCUCCCCACGGGAGCUGCUGUGUGAGGUGCUGAUGUGUUGGGGCAGGGGGCGGCAGUGGAGGCGACUCCCCAAUAAAGCUGAUUGAUAAA